Molecule: messenger RNA, 1074 nt
Organism: Lontra canadensis (Northern American river otter)
Lineage: Eukaryota; Metazoa; Chordata; Mammalia; Carnivora; Mustelidae
Gene: SPATC1
Product: spermatogenesis and centriole associated 1
Exons: 5
Coding region: 126-1046 (306 amino acids)
Source: RefSeq, a predicted model, not a curated record
CUGGGCCCGCCUUGUAACUUGCAAAGUCUGGCGGCCUCCUCCAACCCGGGCAAGGCCCGGGGCCCUGGGCAGCCUCCAGGCGUGGCGCCCUCCCUCGGGCGGCACCUGUCCCGCCGCCCUGGGGCAUGUCUCUACUCACCAAUUAUGAGGGGCUUCGGCACCAGAUCGAGAGGCUGGUGAGGGAGAACCAGGAGCUCAAGAAGCUGGUGCAGCUCAUUCGGGAGAACCACGAGCUCAAGUCGGCCAUCAAGACCCAAGCAGGCGGCCUGGGCAUCAGCGGGUUCAGCUCGGGGCUCGGCGAGGCGGCAGCCAGCCCCCCUCAACGCCGGGGAAACUACUUCCAAGCAGCCCCAAAGACUUCUCCCACCCGGGCACACCACCCUCCCACCCAGCCCUUGCCCACCCCCCACUCCCCUCCACGAAACCCCCACUCCCCGCCCCGAACUUCGUCCUCCCCGGCUACAGUCAACGAUGCCCGGGGUCCACGUGGCAUGGAGACAUCUCGGAAAAGCAUCCUAGAGCUGGAACGGAAGACGGCCCAUCGAAAGGCCAGCAAGUUCCCUGACAGCCCCCGAGAGUCAAAGCAGCUAGCCUGGGAGAGGCUGGUGGGGGAGAUUGCCUUCCAGCUGGACCGCAGGAUCCUGUCCAGUAUCUUCCCGGAGCGUGUACGGCUCUACGGCUUCACGGUCUCCAACAUUCCAGAGAAGAUCAUCCAGGCCUCCUUGAACCCCAGCGACCACAAGCUGGAUGAGGAGCUGUGCCAGACCCUCACACAGCGGUACGUGAGCAUCAUGAACCGGCUCCAGAGCCUGGGCUACAACGGGCGGGUGCACCCGGCGCUGACGGAGCAGCUGGUGAAUGCCUACGGCAUCCUGCGCGAAAGGCCGGAGUUGGCGGCCUCAGAGGGCGGCUCCUACAGCAUGGACUUCCUGCAGCGCGUGCUGGUGGAGACCGUGCACCCCAGCAUGCUCAGCGACGCGCUGCUGCUGCUCUCCUGCCUCAGCCAGCUGGCGCACGACGACGGCAAGCCCAUGUUCAUCUGGUGACACUGGCCCACGCCCACCCAGGUUCACC